Molecule: messenger RNA, 2167 nt
Organism: Cyprinus carpio (common carp)
Lineage: Eukaryota; Metazoa; Chordata; Actinopteri; Cypriniformes; Cyprinidae
Biological process (GO): regulation of transcription by RNA polymerase II
Cellular component (GO): nucleus
Molecular function (GO): RNA polymerase II transcription regulatory region sequence-specific DNA binding; DNA-binding transcription factor activity, RNA polymerase II-specific
Source: RefSeq, a predicted model, not a curated record
GUUUUUAGCCAUUUCGUAUUUAAAUCGAUACAGCUCGUUUAGAGAAAUGCAUGUGCAACUUUGUAAAUAAAUGAUUAUCGAUUGUAACAUUUUAAUGCCUUAUCUAACGUUAGUGACACGAAUAAAGGACAGUAUGUUGUAAAUACAAGCGCUCCGCUCCGUGUGUAACAGAAAAGAACACACAGAAAAACUCCUUCUGAAUCAACUGAGAUCCACGUGAUAAAGAUGGAGUUUAUUAAAGAGGAGACUGAAGACGUGAAGAUUGAAGAAACAUUCAGAGUCAAACAAGAAGAUACUGAGACACAAACAGACCUGAUGCUGCUGAAAAAGGAGAGUCAAGAGCUCGAAGUGGAAGAGAAAAAUCUGUGUGAGAUACAACGUGAUUUCAUGACGGGAGAAAAACCCAGACAGACUGAAAAGAUUUCCUCCCGAAAAAGAGCUCAGAAGACCAAACCUAACAGUUCUAAUCAAACACGAAAACAAAACCUUGAAAUCCACAAGAGUGUUCACCCUAGAAAGAAGUUGUUUGUAUGUGAUCAGUGUGGAAAGAACUUCUCAAAAAAGAAAUGCCUUAAAAUACAUGUAUUUAUUCACUCCACAGAGAAACCUUUCAUGUGCAACCAGUGUGGAAAGACUUUCAAAUUAAAUAAAUACCUUACGACUCACAUGAGGGUUCACACAAAAGAGAGGCCUUUCACCUGCAAACAGUGUGGAAAGAGCUUCUCACAAGAAGUACAUCUAAACACUCACUUGAAAGUUCACACUGGAGAGAAGUUGAUCACGUGUGAUCAGUGUGGAAAGAGAUUCACACGAAAAGGAGACCUUAAUACCCACAUGACUCUUCACACAGGAGUGAGACCUUACAUCUGUCAAGUGUGUGCGAAGAGUUUCUCAUGCAAAGGAAAUCUUAACACUCACAUGAGAACUCACACUGGAGAGAAGCCCUUUAUAUGUGAUCAGUGUGGAAAGAGUUUCAGAUUUAGAGCAACUCUUAGUUACCACAUGACUAUUCACUCAAGGGAAAACUGUUUUAUUUGUCAUCAGUGUGGAAGAAAUUUUAUAGACAGAGAUGAUCUUAAGACUCAUGUAAUGACUCACACCGGAGAGAAGCCCAACAUGUGCCAUCACUGUGGAAAGAGUUUCUCAAAGCAAUUUCUCCUUAAGAAUCACAUUAGAAUUCACACUGGAGAGAAACCCUUCACCUGCAAACAGUGUGGAAAGAGUUUCGCCAUUAAAGUAAACCUUCAGUCUCACACGAGAGUUCACUCUGGAGAGAAGCCAUUCACCUGCCAUCAUUGUGGAAAGAGUUUCAAAAUUAAAAGAAACUUUAACAGUCAUGUGAGCCGUCAUGUGUAAAAUGUACUCUGCCAUCACACUUCAUGCAUCUGUGCAUGUGCUUGAGACCCUAUUUGUGUCGAAGGAGUUUUAUAUGACAUACAAUUAGUAGUGGUUGCAAGACCUGAAUUGAGCAUGUCAGAUAAGGAUAAGGGAGACAUACAAAAUGUGCAGUGCAUGGGAAAAAGCCCUCGGAGAGAAAAAAAAAGCGACUUUUUUGUUUGUCUUUUUUCUUUAGUUUUAGUGAAGCUUGGCCUCCAUCAGAAUUAACUGAAUAUACCUGCUUCGCUCCAGUCACUCUGUGCUGUAAAUCAUUGGUCUUAAACCCUGCUUCCACCACCUGUUGCAUGAAGCUAGAUGAACUAAUUCAGAGUAGAUUUAGAGUUGACAAAACCAAGCAAAUCCCACUUCCAACAGUCAAUAGGCCUGUAAAUGUUCUGUGAUCUCAGCGUUUGAACCUGAUUAUGUUAUUAACUCUGGAGCGCAGACACCUGAAAGAACACGGACAGCCUCAAUUUCAUUAUCUUCUCUGCUGACGAUUAAGAUAUAUUAUUACAAAUGUAAUUGAUAUUCUGUCAGUCUGCUUUUGUUUUCAUGGACUUUUAGUAUGUAUAUCCUUUGUAACCUGUUCUAUUUUGUUGCAUUUUUCCUGCCAGACAUUAGUCACUAUGGCUACUCAUUAACUAGUCAUCUUUGAGACCGUGUAUUUUAAGUCCAGGAUCGUGUGUAGUUUUUGUUAAGAGCUAGUGUGGUGUUCUACAUGUUGUAUCGUUGAUCCUUUUUUCUAUUGGAUUUCCUGAGUUUAGUUUUAAUAAACCAGUUUACUUUAUAA